This is a messenger RNA of Penicillium riverlandense, 2346 nucleotides long. It is a transcript of the gene mdr2, whose product is annotated as ATP-binding cassette permease mdr2. The transcript has 2 exons. Gene Ontology annotation, cellular component: membrane. The record is from RefSeq and is a predicted model, not a curated record. Gene Ontology annotation, molecular function: ATP hydrolysis activity; ABC-type oligopeptide transporter activity; ATP binding. Gene Ontology annotation, biological process: transmembrane transport. The coding region runs from base 1 to 2346 and encodes 781 amino acids. Lineage: Eukaryota; Fungi; Ascomycota; Eurotiomycetes; Eurotiales; Aspergillaceae.
AUGCGCCGGCUCCCAAUUUCCUGGGCUCCGGGCCUCUCUCCCCGGGCCAUUCGACCGGUUCUCGGAGAUGUCUUUCCACGAGCGAAUUUCACAGCAGCUCGGUCUAGCGCAAGCCAUUUUUCAUCAGGAGCGUUGCGCGACGGGCCUACGCCUCUCUGCCGUCAACCCGUCGUAGCCGGACUUCCCACGAAUGGCUUUCAACAUACCCCUACACCUUCUCCCAUAGCCUCACAAGUCCGGUAUUUCCGUUCCACUACGCGAGCUCUCCAGGCAAGGCCACCAACAACCCCAUCAACAAACACUAAAGCUGCCGGCCGGCCGUUUCCGGAGAAGGAAGAUGAAGAUGUGGACAAGGGGUUUGAGCUUUCCGAGCGAGCAGCACAGGCAGCCCAGGUCAAUCUGAGUGCCAGAUUGGCCAAGGAUGGCGCAUCGGGCAAGAAAUCUGGGUUUGCGGAAAUCUGGCGCCUCCUCAAGAUCGCGCGCCCCGAAGCCAAGACGCUCGGAUUCGCAUUCUUCUUCCUGCUGAUCUCCUCGUCUAUCACCAUGUCAAUCCCGUUCUCCAUCGGCAAGAUCAUGGAUACCGCCACGAAAAGCGUAACCGAGGGGGGCAACGAGCUCUUUGGGCUGAGCCUUCCGAUGUUCUACAGCGCCCUGGCUGGAGUGUUGCUCGUGGGCGCUGCUGCCAACUACGGCCGCAUUAUCAUUCUUCGGAUCGUGGGCGAACGCAUCGUGGCUAGACUGCGCUCCAAGCUGUUCCGCCAGACAUUUGUGCAAGAUGCCGAGUUCUUCGAUGCGAAUCGAGUUGGUGACCUGAUUUCCCGCCUUAGUUCCGAUACCAUCAUCGUGGGCAAGAGUAUCACGCAAAAUCUGUCCGAUGGUCUACGGGCGGCUGUCAGCGGUGCUGCCGGAUUUGGUCUGAUGGCUUAUACCAGCCUCCAACUGUCCAGUAUCCUUGCUUUACUGCUCCCGCCAAUAGGCCUCGGUGCGCUUUUCUAUGGAAGGGCUAUCAGGAACCUCAGCCGGCAGAUUCAAAAGAAUCUAGGAACCCUAACCAAAAUCGCGGAGGAACGCCUAGGCAACGUGAAGACCAGUCAGUCUUUCGCAGGCGAAAUACUUGAAGUCAAUCGGUACAAUAAGCAAGUGCGCAAAAUCUUUGAUCUGGGGAAGAGGGAAUCUUUGAUCAGUGCGACCUUUUUCAGCUCGACGGGACUGAUGGGCAACAUGACUAUCUUGGCUCUGCUCUAUGCCGGAGGUUCCAUGGUGCAGUCUGGGGCUAUCACUAUCGGAGAAUUGACAUCAUUCUUGAUGUACACCGCUUAUGCCGGCUCCAGCAUGUUCGGCCUUUCCAGUUUUUACUCUGAGCUUAUGAAAGGCGUGGGCGCAGCAAGCCGGCUUUUUGAGUUGCAAGACCGCCAGCCCACAAUUCACCCAACUAAGGGCCUCAAAGUCGAGUCCGCGCGCGGUCCCAUUCGAUUUGAAAACGUCACCUUCAGCUAUCCGACUCGUCCUGCUGUCAAGAUCUUCAAAGACUUGGAUUUCGAGAUCCCACAAGGCUCCAACGUUGCAAUUGUUGGGCCUUCUGGCGGAGGCAAAUCUACUAUUGCAUCUAUCCUUCUCCGCUUCUACAGACCGACUGAAGGGAAAGUACUCAUUGAUGGGAAAGAUAUCAGCGGAAUGAACGCCAAGUCUCUGCGAAGAAAGAUUGGCGUGGUUGCACAGGAGCCGGUCCUUUUCUCUGGAACAAUUGCGGACAACAUCUCCUACGGCCGACCUGAUGCCACACGCUCGGAGAUCAUUGCUGCGGCACGCCAGGCCAAUUGUCAAUUCAUCAGUGACUUCCCCGAUGGCCUUGACACCCACGUGGGAGCUCGCGGCGCUCAGUUGUCUGGCGGCCAGAAGCAGCGAAUUGCCAUUGCGCGCGCUCUGAUCAAGGAGCCUGAUAUUCUGAUUCUGGACGAAGCGACCUCCGCUCUGGAUGCAGAAUCCGAGACCUUAGUGAACAGUGCAUUGGCUGCCCUUCUUCGGGGCAACAACACCACCAUCAGCAUUGCUCACCGGCUCUCCACGAUCAAACGCUCUGACACCAUCAUUGUGCUCGGGCCCGACGGGAAAGUGGCCGAACAAGGGUCAUAUGAUGAGCUUAGCGCCCGCCCAGAUGGCGCAUUUACAAAACUCAUGGAAUGGCAGAUGAGCGGCGGCGAGCCCGUGCACCCCCCGGUCGCUCCCUCUGCACGGGCAGCGAAGACGGCGGAGGAGCUCUGGCAGCUCCAGAAGGAGGCGGAGGCGGAGGCGGAGUUGGAGGAAUAUGAGGAGGAACAACCAACACCGAAAAAUACCACCCACUGA